Molecule: messenger RNA, 1640 nt
Organism: Carassius gibelio (silver crucian carp)
Lineage: Eukaryota; Metazoa; Chordata; Actinopteri; Cypriniformes; Cyprinidae
Product: SLAM family member 5
Exons: 6
Coding region: 60-980 (306 amino acids)
Source: RefSeq, a predicted model, not a curated record
AUUUAGCUUCAGUGUUUCAGAGAAUAGUUUUAUUAUCAGACACUGAACAACUGAAGAAAAUGUUUCACAUGUUUGUUUUGUUCUUUUUGUGCUGCUUGAGUCUGACUGGUGUGUUUGGUGCUGAAACAAAUGAAAUACAGUCAGUGUCAGUGAUGGAGGGAGAUUCUGUCACUUUAUACAUCGAUGUUACUGAAAUACAGAAAGAAGAAAGUAUGAUGUGGAAAUAUGGAGCUAAAGAGUGCAUUAUAGCUGAAAUCAAUAUAAAGUAUGAAAUGUUCUCCACACCUGAUGAUCUUGACGGGAGAUUCAGAGACAGACUGAAGCUGGACGAUCAAACUGGAUCUCUGACCAUCAAUAACAUCACAACUGAACAUGCUGGAGUUUAUCAACUAGAGUUUAGUGGAGUGAGAAAACAAACAUUCAAUGUUUCUGUCUAUGCUCGUCUGCCUGUUCCUGUCAUCAGCAGUAACUCUUCACAGUGUUCUUCAUCAUCCUCCUCAUCCUCAGAGCAGAAUUGUUCAUUGCUGUGUUCAGUGGUGAAUGUGGGUCAUGUGACUCUCUCCUGGUACAAAGGAAACAGUUUAUUGUCCAGCAUCAGUGUGUCUGAUCUCAGCAUCAGUCUCUCUCUACCUCUGGAGGUGGAAUAUCAGGAUAAAAACAGCUACAGCUGUGUGCUCAACAAUCCCAUCAGCAACCAGACUCAACAUCUGGACAUCACUCAACUCUGUCCCACAUGUUCAGGUGAAAAGCUCCUUCUCAUCGCGCUGAUCUCUGCGGGUGCGUCUAGUUUUCUGCUGAUUGUAGCUACAGUUAUUGGGAUCUUCUGCAUCUGCAAGAAAUCUAGCAAAGCCGUCCAGAGACCGAAGGAAGACGGAAGUGAUUCAGCAUUGUGUCAACCGAAAACACGACAGAAGAUAUUGAAGAAGGAUGCUGUGUAUGAAAAUGUUCCCAAAAAGAAGAUGAUCAAAUCCUGUAACUAAUGGAAAAGAGUUCCUGUCUCACACUUUUGGUUUGGCUACUGUCUUCCAGGAUAUGUCUGUUUUGUUUUCACCCCUUGUGUCAUAUCUUUUAGUGUUAUUGUGAUGUCUGAAUUGUUUUUUUUUGUUUUUUUUUAUUUAGUGGUUUACCAUUUGCGCUAAAUGUUCUAUUUUUAGUUUAUCAUAUGGAAAUUUUUCUAACGUUCAUUAUUAAAUAUAAAUUACAACCUUCACUGUGCUGCUCAUGGCUUAUGGAGUGUUCCACAGCCCUUACGAAAAAUAAGUUUAUUCAAGUGUGCUAUUAGUAUACUUCUUUUAAACUAAAAAUAGGAGAGUAUGCUUUUAGUUUAUUUUUCUCUUCUCAGAAAUGGCAUUAUGUACUUCUCAUAAAUAUACUUAGAAUUACAUUUAAAUUUACUUGUCUUAUACUAAAAUAUAUUUGAGCUAUACUCCUAGAAUCUGUGCUUUCAUUAUUAUACGCUAGAGGGCGCUAGUACACAUCUUCUGCACAUAAUUUACAAAAAAACACAAGUGAAGAAGAGAAAGAUACAAUGGAAACUAACACAUGUAACAUGAUUUAUGGUUCAAAAUGUUAAUUCUUUAUUUUUCAUUAAAAGUUUCAUAAAAAAUAAAGAGAUAACAUUUUGAACAAAAAGCUGAGAA